Messenger RNA from Trichoderma atroviride IMI 206040, 4694 nucleotides. NCBI's taxonomy places the organism in Eukaryota, Fungi, Ascomycota, Sordariomycetes, Hypocreales, Hypocreaceae. The record is from RefSeq and is a predicted model, not a curated record.
AUGGGUCAAGGCUUCUCUCUCGCAACGCCGUCGGCCGGCGCGGCGGGCAUAGAUAUUGCCCAGCUGCAGGAUAUCCAGUAUGAGAAGAGCAUUGGAAAUGCCCGGUUCAUGAAGAGUAUCCGGGGCAGGCAUGAACAUGGCGUCGUGCUGGUCAAGGUGCUUGUGAAGCCGUAUACGGAAGUGAAGUUGGAGAAGUACAAGAAGAAGAUUAUAGAGCAACGAAAGGCGUUGGCGGAUGUCCCUAAUGCCCUGGGCUUCCAGCGCAUCAUCGAAACCGAGACAAACGGAUAUCUGGUGCGACAGUUCAUGUACAACUCUCUCUAUGAUCGCAUGAGUACGCGGCCUUUCCUCGAGGAUAUCGAAAAGAAGUGGCUGGCCUUUCAGCUUCUUUGCGCCCUGCGAGAUUGCCACGCGCGGGACGUCUAUCAUGGCGACAUCAAGGCUCAGAACGUGCUGGUUACAUCGUGGAACUGGUUAUAUCUAACGGACUUUUCAUCUGCUUACAAGCCCAUCAUGCUGCCCGACGACAACCCCGGCGAUUUUUCCUACUUUUUCGACUCCUCUGGGCGGCGGACGUGCUAUAUUGCUCCCGAGCGGUUUUAUUCAUCCAAUGAGGCUCCGCCGCAGAACCCCAAGAUGACGUGGGCCAUGGACAUCUUCAGCGCGGGAUGUGUCAUUGCGCAGCUGUUCCUCGAAUCUGAAAUAUUUAGUCUCGCACAGCUGUACAAGUAUCGUCGGGGCGAAUACGAUCCGGUCAUUACCCAUCUGAGCGUCAUUUCGGACAAAGAUGUGCGGGACAUGAUUGCUCACAUGAUUCAGCUUGACCCAGAGAGGCGUUACUCGGCGGAGCAGUAUCUUGACUUUUGGAAGGAUAAGGUCUUUCCUAGUUAUUUCUACAACUUCUUACAUCAAUACAUGGAGCUUAUUACGGAUCCGUCUUCUGGGAACAGUCCGAUAUCUGGAGCCCAGAGUAACUUGGGCGAGUCGGAUAACCGGAUAGAUAGGAUUUUUAACGAUUUUGACAAAAUUUCAUAUUUUUUGGGAUAUCCCAACGAAAAGCAGACCGCGGAGCCGAUAAUUCCCAAAUCGAGGCUGGGGCUGGACCAUUUCCCUGUCAGGUUGAGCAUUCCGACCCACGAACACUCUGUUUCAGCAGACCUCGAACCACCAGAGGACGAUGGGACGUUGUUAUUUCUAACAUUGGUUGCCUCGGCUAUGAGGACAACAGCCCGAGCUGCGUCUAGAAUCAGGGCGUGUGAUUUGCUAUUAGCGUUUGCUGAGAGACUUACCGACGAGGCUAAGCUCGACAGGGUGCUUCCGUACCUCAUGUCACUAUUGCGUAAAGAGGAGACGGAUAUGGUGCUGGUUACAGUCAUACGAAACGUCACCCAGCUAUUGCAGCUAGUACGGACGACCACGCCAAUCAACUCCCAUGUUUUGGUGGAAUACGUCUUGCCUAGGAUGGAGAUUGCCCUUGGGACAAAAUCGUGGACUCCUAAUCCCUUGGUGCGAUUGACGUAUGCGUCUUGCAUAGGUAGCCUUGCUUCCACUGCACAGCGUUUUCUAGAGAUGGCAUCCAGUCUCAAGACUGAUGGAUCGAUGCCGAUUACCGAUCCAGAGGUUGAGCCUGGGACUAAUGGCGCCACAGCAAACUUUGAAAGUAUGUACGACAAUGCAAGCCGACAAUUAUCUGAGAUUUUAGAGAGCCAUGCAAAGCAACUCGUCGAGGAUCCAGACGCCAACGUUCGACGAGCGUUCUUGACCUCUGUGCCAGAUCUCUGCAUGCACUUCCAGGACAAUUCAAAUGAUAUCCUACUUUCGCAUUUGAUUACCUACCUCAACGACGGAGACUGGAUGUUGAAGAGCGCCUUCCUGGACACGGUCGUGGGCAUUGCAACUUUUAUGGGAAGCACAAGCCUAGAAGAAUUUAUGCUACCUCUCAUGGUCCAGACUUUGGCAGACUCGGAAGAGAAUGUUGUGCGUUCAGCUCUGCAUUCUCUGGCUCAAAUUGCAGGACUGGGACUGCUGUCUGGGCCAAGAAUCUGGGAGUUGGCUGACUUGGUAGCACGACUUACCAUGCACCCAAACGCAUGGAUUAGAGAAUCUGCAGCUGAAUUCCUAUCUAUGGCUGCCAAGUUCUUAUCAAAGGCCGAUAUCCAGUGCAUAUUGCUGCCAUUGGUCAGACCAUACCUCAAAAUACAUACUCUCUCCGAUUUUUCUGAGCUAAAUCUGCUCGACUCUCUGAAGAAGCCUCUCCCUAGGGCCGUUUUUGACCAGGCACUGACAUGGGCCUCCAAGACUGAUAAGGGAGUCUUUUGGAAAUCUGUUUUGGGAAAGCGGUCGACACCGGGCCAAAUACCACUGGCCUCGGCAGCCCGAUCGUCCAAAGAACUGAUAUCCUCUUCUUUGAGCAAGAUUAACCGCAACGAAGAGGAUGAGCAAUGGCUCGAGAAGCUACGGAAUUUCGGCCUCAAACCCGAAGACGAGUUGAAACUGCUAGCUUUGGGCGAGUACAUCUGGCGACUUAGCAAGAAUAAAGCUCGCGACGCUUUUGUCGUCUCUUCCACAGAGGAAGAGAACAUGCCAACAGGAUUUGUUCAGCUGAAGGAGCUGGGUGUAACGCCGCAGACGGUGUUCUUUGAUGAUACGGCCCUGAAAGAUCCUGCUGCUGUUUUGCCGGAUUUGGAGCCUACACCUCCUGUAACAGAUGAUACACUCGGUAGGCUCUUGUCUCCUACUGGGAGUGGCAGAGCUAGUUCGACGGACUCUAGGAGGGCGAUGACAUCUCCAUUAGGCCCUGGGGAUGACUCUGUUUCUGUCAAGGAUGCAUCUUAUUCUUCUCGCAGAGGCAUCCGCCACCAGUCAAGUGCUCUCAGUCUUUUGGAUCGCAAAGACGGCCACAAGUCCAUCCCGGAGACUGGAACAAGCGAUGCUAAUGCUUUUGGAGAAGUAGAAGGGCCGUUUGCCCAGGCAGUGCCAAUACAGGUUGUUUCUGGGCCAGGCACGGAAGCCGAAGAAAAUGCCCGCCAGAGGCAUGUGCGCCAUAGCUACGAAGGGACAGACCCUCAUAUUCGACGCAUGCUUGACAACAUGUACGUCGAAAACUUCCCUCGCGACGUGCUCGAGUUUGGGCCCAUGGUACAGCCUAUAUCUGGAGAUAAGAGCAGAUCGGUCAAUGUCCCUGGCGCAGACCCUCCUUGGAAGCCGGAUGGCCAUCUCGUGGCGACAUUUGCAGAACACCACGGGCCUAUCAACCGGGUUAUUGCCUCUCCGGACCAUAUUUUCUUCAUUACAGGCGGUAAUGAUGGGACGGUCAAGAUAUGGGAUACACAACGGCUUGAGCGCAACAUUACAAACCGAUCGCGGCAGACUUACAAACAUGCUGAAGGCGCUCGAGUUCUUGCUCUCUGCUUUGUUGAGAAUUCUCACUGCUUUGUCAGUUGUGCGUCUGAUGGCAGCGUUCAUGUAGUCAAGGUUGAUACAGUUCCUACAAGCGGUGUGAUUAGGUAUACAAAGCUACGAGUUUUGCGGGAAUAUCAGCUACCAGAAGGCGAAUAUGCCGUAUGGUGCGAGCAUUUCAAGCAAGAGCAAAGUUCCAUCCUCGUCAUUGCUACGAAUCUGUCAAGAAUUCUCGCCAUGGACUUGCGGACCAUGACUGUGCUCUACAUUCUGGAAAAUCCUGUUCAUCAUGGAACACCAACUUGUUUCUGCAUUGACAAGAAGAGGAACUGGUUGUGCGUGGGGACUUCUCAUGGCGUAGUCGACCUUUGGGAUCUUCGUUUCAAGAUGAGGCUGAAGGGCUGGGGUUUGCCUGGAAAAGGAUCGAUCUAUCGGAUCUGCGUGCACCCUAAUAAAGGAAGAGGCAAAUGGAUCUGCGUCGCUGGAGGAACCGGGCAAGGAGAAGUUACCGUGUGGGACUUGGAAAAGACAACUUGCAGAGAGAUAUACCGGACUGGUCAUACUAAGGAUAGCCAGAAGGGAUAUACUGCGUGGGAAGUCGAUGAGGAUAAGCCCGAAGGGAUGCUUGGCCGGUUUGCGACCAACCUCGAGAUUAGCGACAUGGGCAAUGGAGAUCGUGGAGUUCGGGCGAUGGUUGUAGGCACGGGAACGUCAGAGGACUCUCGCGACGUCCGGCACGCAUACAUGCUCACGGCUGGGUCAGACAAGAUGCUCCGGUUCUGGGACAUUUCGCGGAUCGAGAACUCUUGUAUCUACAGUGGCCUCCAGCCUGAUGAACAGCCGCCUACGUAUACAAGCACGAACCCGACGUCGUCGACGACGCUGAACACGGAGCGGUUCGCGAGGCACGCGGCAUCUUCGCCCAAUGCGGGGACGGCUAGGCAGAAGGCGCCGAGGUCGACGGUGAUUUCGCAGCAGCAGCAGCAGCUGUUGAAAUCGCAUUUGGAUCUGAUUAUGGACGUGGCGAUUUUGGAAUAUCCGUACUCGAUGAGCGUGUCUGUGGAUCGGUCUGGCGUGGUUUAUGUGUUUCAAUAGAAUAAAGUGUUUUCGGCUACUGGAAAAGGAGGAGCGGGUUUUAUGACAUUGGCAUUAGAUGAGUAGAUUUAUGUAUUGGACUCUGGGUUUAGUCUGCUUGGCUCAGAGUGAGGAGGAAUGUCUAAUGCCGAAUAUGGCUGCUGUAGUUUUUAUAUGUGGCGAAAUGGUCAAUGAUGAAUGAGUACGGUUAUACAUUUGGA